Molecule: messenger RNA, 1616 nt
Organism: Histoplasma capsulatum G186AR
Lineage: Eukaryota; Fungi; Ascomycota; Eurotiomycetes; Onygenales; Ajellomycetaceae
Product: ornithine decarboxylase antizyme
Exons: 7
Coding region: 1-1491 (496 amino acids)
Biological process (GO): positive regulation of protein catabolic process
Cellular component (GO): nucleus; cytoplasm
Molecular function (GO): ornithine decarboxylase inhibitor activity
Source: RefSeq, a predicted model, not a curated record
AUGCCCACAGAGUUACACGAUGCCCAUCAACGGUGGGCUAUUGACGCGUUAGUAGAAUGGACUCAGGAUGGUCUACUGAGUCGUGAGGAGCAGAGGGCCCUGGACGCUGGUGUCGGAACGACCUUUGAUGGAUUUACCGGUGUUUAUCAAGGCUCUUACAAAGAGCCAGAUUUUUUCUUUAGAGCUGAUAACGACGAUUUUCCUUCCAUUGUUAUGGAGUCCGGCUGGUCUGAGUCAUUGCCUUAUUUGCGGGCAGAUAAAGAUCUUUGGAUUAAGGGGAACGAUUUCGUACAGCUUGUCAUCUUGCUGAAGUGGCAUAACGUCUCUGGAGGACGAGUAAAGGGGAGUGCGGAAAUUUGGAGACGUAAUGGGACUGGAAACCUUGCCACCACAGAAAUGUGUAUAGGUGGCGGGAUGGUGAGCCACGGCCGCUGUGGGCUGGGCCAAUCCACUACACCCACAGGGUUCAAUUUGUCUCACGGCUUCCAGGCGAAUCUUUACAUCCCAACAUCACAUCACAGCCACCCAGGUAUCUAUCCAGCUAUCGAGAAACCAUUAUCUUUCAAUCAGCGGUCUAGCUAUCACAGCCAGCAUUUCACGCUAUACCGGGCAUCCCAGACUUCUACUACCACACUUAAACUACUUCUCCACACCUUUACCCUUCAUUUCUCCCCGAGGAAAGAGCAGCUACGCAAAUGUUUGAAUGGAGCCCGGAAACCAAGGUCCUCGCCAGCUGUUACUCCGUCAACACUAGAAGCGCGACCCUCAACAGUUUCCAUUAUUGCACUACAGUUGGCACCGGAGCCCAGUGGUAUCCCUGAGGUCCCCACUGGGCAUAAAUUCCCCCCGACAAGUCCUCCCACAAAUGUGUCGGCCACUGCAGCAGCAUCAGCAGUGGUGGCCGACCAAUUCCGGUCGUCACCAAAAGCACCGGGAUGUGAUGGGGAGGCAGUGCAAACUAUCACGGAAGAGUGUGAGAGGCUCUUCUGCGACACAUUGUGGGCAAUGUUCCUUGGUGAGAGGCAACUUGCUCCACAACAGUCGCUGGUGAUAGGUGCGACUCACAAUGACAAUAACAACAAUAACAAAGGGGUAAACGUAUCCGAAAUAGCGAGGAAAAGGGCGGUUGGGCGAAUUCAGAACUUUAUUGAAGUAUGGGAUUAUGCUGGUGACACGAUAUACAGGGGUUUUGUUGCUGCUGAUGGCAACCGAAGAACGCUGUUUGUGUUCUUUGACAACCAUAUUUGUGCUGGGCAAGGGUUGAAAUCUGGAUUGAUGGCAUUGUUUGAAAUUGGCAGCAUGACGGAUCUCGGCUGCUCAGAAAUGGUUGCUUGCGUUGAUCGAUCGAUGGACGAGGUGGAGCUCGAUGCUGUAAUACGAAAUCUAGGCUGGGUUGGGUUUGAAUUGAGUACUUUACGUGAUUGGGUGGUGCCUGCAGCGAAGGGGCAGUUUAUCAGUAACAGAUGGCUGUUUAUGACAGUUGAAAUCUGAUGUUUUAUCGUCCUGGACUGCACCUGUUCUUCUGUCUGGUUGUCUCUCUGCUAAAUAUCAUGUCAGAUACGAAGUGUCAGUUAGCUACACUAUGGGUUAAAUCGAACAAGCAUGUUUUUGUUGUC